Orbicella faveolata is the source of this 2523-nucleotide messenger RNA. Its product is annotated as ectonucleotide pyrophosphatase/phosphodiesterase family member 5-like. NCBI's taxonomy places the organism in Eukaryota, Metazoa, Cnidaria, Anthozoa, Scleractinia, Merulinidae. The record is from RefSeq and is a predicted model, not a curated record.
CGAAAAAAGAUAUUCCAAAAAGGAAAUCGCCAUUCUUCUUUAUUUUGGAAAGCCUUUCAAAUAAGCAGCAAUCUUGGGCACUUUAACCUCGUCCCCAGGUCGCCCCAUCAAAUGUGGGAAGGGUGGAAAAAGACCCUGGUCUUGGUCGUUCGAUUCUGUCAUUUGAUUGAUAAAAUAAUUUAUGCAGUUUUAAUUGUUUUUGAGCACAAAAGGGCGAUGCCCUGCCAGGAAGUGACAUCUAGUGCAUUCACUUUAAGAAUGUCUCUUAAAAUGCUAUGAUUUUAAAUUGCUAAGGGAUAAUCACAAAGUGUCGAUAAGUGAACGGAAGUUAUUGAAAACCAAAUGAGCGCAUAAUUCCUGUUAAGUGGUCUCGGCGUUGCAUUCCAACUGACCGCAACAAUGAGGCUUGUUUAAGCGAUUUCCGCUUUGAAGGAAAUACUUUUUGAAUUGCAAGAAUUCUCUGUUCCCUUUCAGUCUCGGGCAGUUUUUGUCGAAAAGAAUUUCCAGAGAAUCUUCUUGUCAAGGCCGCUACAGCUUUAGUUCCAAGUGAUGUAUCCUUGUCACGAACAAAAGCCGAUUGGUUUAAUAUGAAAUUUUCAAUGCCCAACUACUUCACUGCUUAACAAAAAGCGGAUGUUCGAUUGGCUCUCAGACUGAAUUAGCGUCAGACAAGUCAAACGGAAAGAAUAUUACUGAAAUAUAUUGAGGAAUCCGAACCAGACACGACAAGAAUGCACUUUCCAACAUGAUGGUGAGAAGUUUGAACUUGGCGAUGGUUUGGACUGUUCUCGUUUCACUUGCAACGUCAAUCACAGCUUUGUCUAAAGUUAAUCCCGUAAUACUCGUUUCUCUUGAUGGACUUGGAUGGCAGAUUAUGGAAGAUAAACUCGCGAACACGCCAAAUCUCGACUACAUCACUAGAACAGGCGUCAAGUCCAAGUGUAUUCGCACAGUGACUCCAAGCUUGACGUGGCCGAACCACCAUACUUAUAUGACGGGUCUGUACCCGGAAAGCCACGGAAUCGUGUCCAAUGUGUUUUAUGAUCCACUUUACAGCGAGUGGUUUAUUUACGAGAGUGAUUGUUCCAGUUAUGACCCGAAGUUCUACAACGAUUCUGAACCGAUCUGGUUGACCCUCCAAAGACAGGGAGGGGUUAGUGGGGUAUAUUUUUGGCCGGGUGCAGGCGGUUACGAGGAUCGACCGACGUUUUUUGCUAAACCGAUAUGCAACGUGAACUGUCAGACAAAAGACAAAGACCUAUCGGCGGCAACAAACUCGUCGUAUUCCCCUCACUGCGUGUUGAAUUUUUCAGAGCCAUGGCAUUCUAGAAUUGAUCAAGUUGUACAAUGGCUUACUUCUGAAGAUCCGCCGCAGUUUGUUGCUGUUUACUUCGAGGAGCCUGAUAUCAAGGGACACAAAUUUGGCGUUUAUUCUCAAGAAUAUCUGAACGAGAUCGAGCGAAUCGAUGAGGAAAUUGUGGGAUAUCUUUUAGACCGUUUGUCGCAUUCUAACUUACUUGAUGAAGUCAACUUAAUGUUUGUUACUGAUCACGGUAUUUCUAAUGCAUCUGAAGGCAGAGAGAUCUAUCUCGACGACUACGUCGAUCCCUCAUUAUACUUCCUGUCCCAAAUCGGAACCGCAGCGCAUGUCUGGCCCUUGGAGGGCAAAUUUCAAGAGGUUUACGGCGCCUUAAAACGCGUCAAACACUCGUAUAUCAAAGUGCACAAAAAGGAGGACAUCUCUGAUGUCCUGCACUGGAAGAAUAACCGACGAAUCCCACCGAUAUUUGUUGAUCCGGACCUAGGCUGGCAGGUGUUCCAGUCAGCGCCGGAGUUUCCAAGCACCGCAUCCCUGGUUUACGGCGCACAUGGCUGGUCGAGCGUACACCGUGAAAUGUGGUCAAUAUUUUUCGCCCGAGGACCUGCAUUUCGCCAAGGUGUAGAAAUGGGGGAGUUUGAAACUGUUGACCUUUACCCCCUUAUGUGUCAGUUGCUAGGUAUAAAUCCGCGUCCCAAUAACGGUUCUUUGAUCAACGUAAAGGGUAUGCUGAAGGCAAAGCUACACAGUAGUUACAGCAGUGAAGGAAUAUUUUUGACUCCUUGUUGUAACUUGAUGUGUCAUGUUUUAACCCUCUUGAUCAUGGUAACAAGAAUGUAGUGCUACAUUCAAAGCAUCCACUAUUUGAUCCCUAAAUUUCAUCCUGCUUGUCACUUGUUAACUUGUCAGUAAAAACUGCACUACAGUCCGUAUUUAGCACGAUUUCGGCGCGCGAGACCUGGCGUCUAAGAGGGACUAGAAAAAGACCCUGAAAAAUAUUUCUCACCUCACUCAAUUCGUGUUUCAUGUAGCGUAAUCUCGAGAAACUAAUGAGAAAAGAGAGUCUUGAAGUCUAAUCAAGCGAUAUUGUAGCGAGAAUCUAAAAAAGUUCUUAACUCUUAACAGUGUAAUGGUUUAUGCAUUGGUUGACUGCUUACCAAAUCACCAAAUGGGAUACUUACCAAAUGGGAUACUUGAGUUGUCAC